AUGCUGGUGCACACUUACUCCGCCAUGGAGCGCCCCGACGGGCUGGGCGCCGCGGCUGGCGGGGCCCGCCUGUCGUCUCUGCCCCAGGCGGCCUACGGGCCGGCGCCACCGCUCUGCCACACGCCGGCCGCCGCCGCCGACUUCCAGCCGCCCUACUUCCCGCCGCCCUACCCGCAGCCGCCACUGCCCUACGGCCAGGCGCCCGACGCCGCUGCCGCCUUUCCCCACCUGGCCGGGGACCCCUACGGCGGCCUGGCGCCCCUGGCACAGCCGCACUCGACGCGCCGCGACUACGCCGCCGCGGUGCCGCGGCUCCUGCACGGCCUGGCCGACGGCGCGCACGGCCUGGCCGACGCGCCCCUCGGCCUCCCUGGGCUGGCGGCGCCGCCCGGCCUAGAGGACCUGCAGGCCAUGGAUGAGACGGCAAUGAGUCUUCUGGACCAGUCCGUGAUCAAGAAAGUCCCCAUCCCCUCCAAAGCCAGUAGCCUCUCGGCCCUCUCAUUGGCCAAAGACAGCCUGGUUGGUGGCAUCACGAACCCCAGUGAGGUCUUCUGCUCCGUGCCAGGCCGGCUCUCGCUGCUCAGCUCGACGUCCAAGUACAAGGUGACGGUGGGGGAGGUCCAGCGGCGACUCUCACCUCCUGAGUGCCUCAAUGCCUCCCUCCUGGGCGGUGUCCUUCGCAGGGCCAAGUCCAAGAACGGGGGCCGCUGCCUGCGGGAACGGCUAGAGAAGAUUGGGCUCAACUUGCCAGCUGGCCGUCGCAAGGCCGCCAACGUGACACUUCUGACUUCACUGGUAGAGGGAGAGGCCGUGCACCUGGCCCGAGACUUCGGCUACGUCUGUGAGACUGAGUUCCCAGCCAAGGCAGCUGCCGAGUACCUGUGCCGCCAGCACGCCGACCCCGGGGAACUGCACAGCCGCAAGAGCAUGCUGCUGGCCGCCAAGCAGAUCUGCAAGGAGUUUGCAGACUUGAUAGCUCAGGACCGCUCGCCAUUGGGCAACAGCCGCCCAGCGCUCAUCCUGGAGCCCGGAGUCCAGAGCUGCCUGACACACUUCAGCCUCAUCACGCAUGGCUUUGGUGGGCCCGCCAUCUGUGCUGCCCUUACUGCCUUCCAGAACUACCUGCUGGAGUCACUCAAGGGCCUGGACAAGCUGUUUCUAAGUGGUGCGGGCAGUGGGCAUGGUGACACCAAGGCUUUGGAGAAGGAUGCCAAGCACCGGAAAUAACUGUCUCCCCGGCCUCAUCCCAAAGGGGUUCCCGAGGCCUGAAAUGAGGCCCUAGUUCCUGGGAGAGGGCCCGAAAGGAUUAAAAGGUGGAGCUUGAGUCAGGCCAGAAAGAGAACAUUCAUCCAGAGACCGCUGAGAGGCUGGAGAAGGGGA
Messenger RNA from Ailuropoda melanoleuca (giant panda), 1380 nucleotides. It is a transcript of the gene TFAP2E, whose product is annotated as transcription factor AP-2 epsilon. NCBI's taxonomy places the organism in Eukaryota, Metazoa, Chordata, Mammalia, Carnivora, Ursidae. Gene Ontology annotation, cellular component: nucleus. The transcript has 8 exons. The record is from RefSeq and is a predicted model, not a curated record. Gene Ontology annotation, biological process: regulation of cell population proliferation; anatomical structure development; regulation of transcription by RNA polymerase II. Bases 1 to 1227 code for a protein of 408 amino acids. Gene Ontology annotation, molecular function: DNA-binding transcription factor activity, RNA polymerase II-specific; RNA polymerase II transcription regulatory region sequence-specific DNA binding.